Messenger RNA from Budorcas taxicolor (takin), 4057 nucleotides. It is a transcript of the gene NRIP1, whose product is annotated as nuclear receptor interacting protein 1. Gene Ontology annotation, molecular function: signaling receptor binding; transcription coregulator activity. The transcript has a single exon. NCBI's taxonomy places the organism in Eukaryota, Metazoa, Chordata, Mammalia, Artiodactyla, Bovidae. Gene Ontology annotation, cellular component: nucleus. The record is from RefSeq and is a predicted model, not a curated record. Gene Ontology annotation, biological process: regulation of transcription by RNA polymerase II. The coding region runs from base 250 to 3720 and encodes 1156 amino acids.
UUCUGCUGCUGUUUCUUGUUUGAGAGUUCCCAGCUCUGAGGUCAGAUUACAUCAUAGUCUGCCUACCUUUUGUCUCAUCAUUGCCAGCCAGCAGUAAUCCUGGUCAGAAUGGAACCGCAUACCUCUGUCUAAUUACUGUGGAAGGUGAUACACCAACACUCGCUUAUUGAAGUUACAUCUCACUUCCCUGCAAAAAACCAUUCCUCAAAGUGAAUAGAAACCAAGCCCUCGUGAACACUUCUAUUGAACAUGACUCAUGGAGAAGAGCUUGGCUCUGAUGUGCACCAGGAUUCUGUUGUUCUAACUUACCUAGAAGGAUUACUAAUGCAUCAGGCAGCAGAGGGGUCAGGUACUGCCGUCGACAAAGCGUCUGCCGGGCGUAAUGAAGAUGAUCAGAACUUUAACAUUUCUGGUAGCGCGUUUCCCACCUGUCAGCGUAAUGGUCCAGUUCUCAGCACACACACGUAUCAGGGAUCUGGCAUGCUGCACCUCAAAAAAGCCAGACUCUUGCAGUCUUCUGAGGACUGGAAUGCAGCGAAGCGGAAGAGGCUGUCUGAUUCCAUCGUAAAUCUAAACGUAAAGAAGGAGGCUCUGCUGGCUGGCAUGGCUGACAGUGCGCCUAAAGGCAAACAGGACAGCAAGGUACUGGCCUCUCUGCUUCAGUCGUUCAGCUCUCGGCUGCAGACUGUUGCCCUGUCACAACAAAUCAGGCAGAGCCUCAAGGAGCAAGGAUACGCCCUGAGUCAUAAUUCUUUAAAAGUGGAGAAAGAUUUAAGGUGCUAUGGAGUUGCAUCGAGUCACUUAAAAACUCUGUUGAAGAAAAGCAAAGCUAAAGAUCAAAAGCCUGAUACCAAUGUCCCUGAUGUCACGAAAACCCUUAUGAGAGAUAGGUUCAUAGAGUCACCUCAUCACGUGGGGCAGGGUGGAACAAAGGUCAUGAGCGAACCCUUGUCGUGUGCUGCAAGAUUACAGGCUGUCGCAAGCAUGGUGGAGAAAAGGGCUAGUCCUGCCACUUCACCCAAACCCAGUGUUGCCUGUAGCCAACUAGCACUGCUUCUCUCCAGCGAAGCCCAUUUGCAGCAGUAUUCUCGGGAACAUGCUUUAAAAACACAGAAUGCAAAUCAGGCAGCAAGCGAAAGACUUGCUGCCAUGGCCAGAUUACAAGAAAAUGGCCAGAAGGACAUGGGCAGUUUCCAGCUCUCAAAAGGCAUAUCAGGCCAUCUUAAUGGUCAGGCAAGAACAUCGUCAAACAAACUAUUGGCUAGCAAAAGUACAGCAUUUCAGAAUCCAGUGGGUAUUGUCCCUUCUUCCCCCAAAAAUGCAGGCUAUAAGAACUCCCUGGAAAGAAACAAUAUAAAACAGGCUGCUAAUAACAGUUUGCUUUUACAUCUUCUUAAAAGCCAGACCAUACCUAAGCCGAUGAACGGACACAGUCACAGUGAGAGAGGAAGCAUUUUUGAGGAGAGCAGCACGCCUACGACCAUUGAUGAGUACUCAGAUCCCAAUCCUAGCUUCACCGAUGAGAGCAGUGGUGAUGAAAGUUCUUACUCCAGCUGUGUUCCCAUAGACUUGUCUUGCAAACACCGGAUAGAAAAACCCGAACCCGACCAGCCUGUUUCUCUGGAUAACUUAACUCAGUCCUUGCUAAACACUUGGGAUCCAAAAGUCCCCGAAGUUGACGUCAAAGAAGAUCAAGAUACCUCAAAGAGUUCUAAGCUAAAUUCGCACCAGAAGGUAACCCUUCUUCAGUUGCUGCUUGGCCAUAAGAAUGAAGAAAACAUGGAAAGAAACAGCAGCCCUCAGGAAGCACACAGCGAUGAGACAAAGUUCAGCACACAGAAUUACCCCCGGACGUCUGUAAUAGAGAGCCCCAGCACCAACAGGACUACUCCCGUGAGCACUCCACCACUGCUUGCAUCCACCAAAGCCGACUCUCCCAUCAACCUUUCCCAACACUCUCUGGUCAUCAAAUGGAAUUCCCCACCGUAUGCCUGUGGCCCCCAGCCCGAAAAGCCAGCGAAUACCGCCUCGAGCCACCUGAUGGACCUUACAAAGAGCAAAGAAUCGCAGGGGGAGAAAGCCAUCCACAAUGAAGGUGCACAAAACUCGGCCACGUUCAGUGCCAGUAAACUGUUACAAAAUUUAGCGCAAUGUGGAAUGCAGUCUUCCGUGUCAGGGGAAGAGCAGAGACCCAGUAAACAGCUGCUGAGUGUAAACACAGAUAAACCUCCAGGUAUGAUUGAUAGACUGAAUAGCCCUCUGCUAGCCAAUAAAACAAGUGCAGUUGAAGAGAAAAAAGCAUUCGGCAGUCACACAAUAGGUCCUGAACCAGGACUCUCUGGGUCUGAAAUAGAAAAUCUGCUUGAAAGGCGCACCGUCCUCCAGUUACUGCUGGGAAAUCCCAACAAAGGGAAGACUGAAAAGAAAGAGAAGAUGCCCUUAAGAGAUGAGAGCACUCAGGAACAUACAGAUAGAGCUUUAAGUGAACAAGUACUGAUGGUGAAAAUAAAAUCUGAGCCUUGUGAUGACUUGCAUCCGCAUGGCGUGGGCAUGCACUUGAGCCACGAGGCUCCAGGCGCCCCCUUCUUAGGGACAGCCCCUCCCGUGCAGAGAAGCGCACCUGCCUUACCAGCAUCCGAGGACUUGAAUCCAGAGCCUGGCUCACCUCAGGAUUUUUCUUUCUCAAAGAACGGUCUGCUAAGCCGAUUGCUGAGACAAAAUCAAGACAGUCACCUGGCUGAUGAGCUGGACAGCAGUCACAGGAACAGUGAACUGACACUUGUAGAAUCGAAGAACCUUUGCAUGGUCCCUAAGAAAAGGAAGCUUUACAGCGAGCCAUUAGAAAACCCCUUUAAAAAGACAAAAAGUAACACAGUCGAUGCUGCAAACAGUCACAGUGCCCCGGAGGUGCUGUACGGGUCCUUGCUUAACCAGCAAGAGCUGAAACUUAGCAGAAGUGAUCUUGAAUUUAAACAUCCUGCCAGUCACGGUUCAGCCAGCGAAAGUGAACCCAGGAAUUGGACCAGAGAGAGCAAAAGCUUCAACGUCCUGAAACAGCUGCUUCUCUCAGAAAACUGCGUGAGAGAUUUGUCUCAGCACAGGAGUAACUCUGUGGCUGACAGUAAAAAGAAAGGACACAGAAGCAGUGUGACCAACAGCAAGCCUGAAUUCAGCAUUGCUUCUCUAAACGGACUGAUGUACGGUGCCGCUCAGCCCGGCGGUUGCAUGGACAGCAGGACCUUUCCAUACCCAGGUGUCGGAAGGGCCGCCCUGAGUCCUCCUUUCCCUGAGCACUUGGGCUGCACAGGGUCUAGACCAGAAGCUGGGCUUGUGAACGGGUGUUCCAUGCCCAGUGAGAAAGGACCCAUUAAGUGGGUUAUAACAGAUGUGGACAAGAAUGAGUAUGAGAAAGACUCUCCAAGACUGACCAAAACUAACCCAAUACUCUAUUACAUGCUCCAGAAAGGAGGCAAUUCUGUUACCAGUCGAGAAACACAGGACAGGGACAUUUGGAGGGAGCCUUCAUCUGCUGAAAGUAUCUCACAGGUUACAAUCAAAGAAGAGUUACUUCCUGCUGCAGAAACUAAAGCUUCUUUCUUUAAUUUAAGGAGCACUUAUAAUAGCCAUAUGGGCAAUAAUGCUUCUCGCCCACACAGCGCAAACGGAGAAGUUUAUGGACUUCUGGGAAACAUGCUAACAAUAAAAAAGGAAUCAGAAUAAAAUGGACCUGCCACCCAACUUUGGAUCUUUUUAAAACUAAUGAACUUGAGACCUGUAUAAAUAAGCGCAUGAUUUGAGAAAAGCAUGGUAUAAUUGAAACUUUUUCGUUUUGAAAAGUAUUGGUUAAUGGUGAUGUUUAAAUAUGCAGACUACUUUUUGCUUCAUGUUAAAUGUCAUGAGGAAGCUGCUGAACUAGCAAUUGGUUGUUUGACACCUUCUGUAUGCAUCAGACAACAACUGUGAGUAGCCCAUGAAUGAUAAUUCUUUUUUUAAUCACAGAUACUAGGCAUAAAUUAAAAUAUAAAUCUCCAUCCAGCAGAUUAAUGCAUUGCUGCCU